Betta splendens (Siamese fighting fish) is the source of this 8110-nucleotide messenger RNA. Its product is annotated as POU class 2 homeobox associating-factor 2-like. The transcript is spliced from 4 exons. Bases 7093 to 7803 code for a protein of 236 amino acids. The record is from RefSeq and is a predicted model, not a curated record. Gene Ontology annotation, molecular function: DNA binding; POU domain binding. Lineage: Eukaryota; Metazoa; Chordata; Actinopteri; Anabantiformes; Osphronemidae.
UUCUUAACACCGUAAUGAAUACUUAUAUUAAUUACAUUUUAACCAGCUACUGUUUUUUUUUCUGAUUACACACUUCUACAGUAUUAUACUAUAUAGAAACAGCUAGCUAACACGGACUAGGUACUAUUUAGUCUAACCGUCUAAAAACGAUGCAAUUACAUAUGCUACAAUCACUUAGCCAUAUUAGUUAUUUAGUUUCUACUUAGCUACUGUCCCGCUCUGACUGUCUUUUUAAUACCAUUUGGAGUAAAAAAAUCACUUUGCUAACAUUAGGUCACCAGCGCAUCAGCUCAUCUGUUUCAGUUUAUCGGCAUAAUAAAUGUUACCACGCUUAGUCAAACGUUGAUGGACUAACGUGACGUAAAGGCGUUUAUGUCAGAGUAUAAAUAGCAGAAUAUAAUGGAGCCUAAGUCUAUUCUCUACUGGUCACAACUUUCAAGUAUGGCAGACACGUCUUUUCUCUUCAACAUAUUUUAUAUCGACAUAUGAAAAUGGGGCUUAUCUAGUUUUUCUCUAGUUUUCAGUAGUUUGUUGUUAAAUCAACAAUGAAAGAGCACCGUAAAAAUCAACAUGGUUAAGCUAACAUGUUUUGCUGUAUUAAAAGUUCGUGCUUCCUGUUUGUUUCGACUGUUCUGCGCUGCCGUAUUUGACGCAGGGCCGUAAGGAGUAUGUUUAGUAGAUAAUGGAGCCGCGGUGCACGCAGCUAAAAGCUGAAGAGGAAGCGACGAUAUCCGCUGUUCAGAGCACUGGCGUCCUGGACAGGUUUACCCUCGUAAAAUGAGGCUAACGCUGAACUAAGUAAUGUGCCGGGUAAUGGUAAAACAGCCAUCUGGUUAAAUUAACACGUAAGAAACACGACAAAUUCAAAUUUAUGUACUGAAAAAUACAAACAAAGCCUUUUCUUAUAAAGUAUAUGGAAGAAGGUCAGAUGGGAACUAAACUAAAAACCUAGUGGAGGAAAUACUACAAGUAUUAUUAAAGCUAUAUAAUGUGCUUAACCUUCACUGUUCUAUAUUACUAUAGGAACAGAGUUGAUGCAGACAAACUACUUUGACAGACAUUACCUGAUUGGCUGCUGGACACCUGAUAGAGACAGUUAAAGGUGGGGAGCAAGUCCUACAAAAUCUGGGCCUCAAGGAUGAAACAACAACUUCCCAGAACUUUCCCUAAAGUUGUGACUGAAUUAUUGCUGGAAGCUGGUUUUGAAUGAUCUAUUGGUUUUUCAUGUAAACUACAAUAAACAAGGAGUUUUACCAGUACCUAUUGUACUGUAUUAAUUAACCCGCUGUGGUGUUAGCAAGGUAUUUUCAUUUAAGUUGCACUUAAUUAAUUUCAUAUACUGUAUUUAGAUUCUGAAGCCAAUAAUGUCAGGGAUUGCCGGCAGGUAUUGGACCCACAUGCACAGCGCAGACACACGAAGGGAGUUGUAAAAUCACACUUUUAAUCCACAAUCGUAGUACAGACGGUUCAGCUAAUACACAGAAUAUCUCUGGCAGCAGUACAGGAGGAACAGGCAGGAGUCAGAUACGGAAACACGAUCUUCGAACAAGGUAGGCAAUCAAAGAAAUGCUGGAAUGUGGUGACUUACACUCGACAAUCUGGCAACUGGAUGUGGUGACUACUGGUGAUUAAAUACAGGUGAGUGAUGACUGAGCUGAAACAGGUGCGUAAUGAGGACCGGAACGUGAAGCGUAAACUAACAUGGUGUGACCAGAAAACGGAAGUCCUGUCAGAAUAAAACCGGAACAGAAACCAAAACGUGACAAAUAAAUUAAAUAUUUGUGCAAAUGAAAUUAAAUACUCAGAUUGACUUACUUUCUUGGUAUUGUGUUUGUCUGGUUAAGCAAUGUUGAGUAUUAUUAUUAAUGUUACUGCUGUUAGAUUUUUUAUUUAUUUAUUUGAUUUACAGCUUAGGCAAGCCUGUCUUUGGAGAGUUUUAUUCAUUCUUGUUCUGGUUCUGUUCAUUGGAAAUUUGGAUUUGCUGUUUCUUCUUGAAAACAUGUCAUUUUUCAAUUAAAAGGCUUCUUCAUUUCUGAACAUUUCUCCAGACUUAAUGAAGUCUGAUGUUUGAAUAGUUACAUGUCUUCAAGAAGAAAUAGCAAGUCCCGCUGCCAAUUGUCACGAACGGCAAAUAAAGGACCCAAAUGCACAGCGCCAGGACACGAUGCGUACGGUGUAAAAGGGUGGGUUUAUUCCAGAAACGAAGUCCAGUUCAAGCAGGGUCAUACACGGGCGAUCAGGUGUGGUUACAACAGGAUCAGGUCAAGGCAGCGUCAGGGACAGACAAGGUCAUACACGAAGGGUCAGUACAAUACCAAACGUCAGGCGUUGAAUCGUGGUCAGGCAGGCAACAAGGUCGGCAACAUGCAGGGCAGGUAAUCACGGCAGACAAGACAGAUGGGUACUAGGCAGGCUCAGAGUCAACGGUCGGAAACAGGGUACACGCUAUAUGACAGGACUGGAUAACGAAACAGAAAAUGGCGGUAACUCACAUGCAACGAUCUGGCAAAGUGUUCUGGGACUGAUGGUGCUUAAGUAUACUGUGGGUGAUUACUAAUACGGAGCAGGUGUGACUAAUGAGAACCGGAAGUAAAGCUGGAACCAAAACAGAAACCGGGAGACUACCAAAAUAAAGACAGGAAGUGGAAACUGGAACCUAAAACAUGAUGAUAAGACAGAGCAACAAAGUGCCUUCAAAAUAAAACUAAAAACAGAGCCAGAACCUGACAGUACCCCUCCCUCUAGGGCGUCUUCCACGGCGCCCACGGAAGACCCCCCCCUAACCAGGGCGGGCGGAGGGUGGUCACAGGAGGAGGGACCGAAUCCCUCCCCCUCAAGGCAUACAAGCAGGGUGGGCGGAGGGAGGACUGGAGGAGGGUCAAGUCAGGAGUUCAUAAAACCGGAAACCGAAAGUUCAGAGUUCAUCCCCAACAGCCCCAUGGGGCCCAGAAAACCCCCCUCUUUUGGAGGGUGGCAGCCGGGGAGUCCCAGGAUCGUGGUGGGCGACGGCGGCAGAGGCUUCGCCAUCGUCGUGGCAGGAGGGGGCUAACCCCAGGCGAACGGCCGUGGCGGAGGCGGAGUCGAGGCGGACGGCGCCGAAGGAGGCAGCGCCACCCAACCAGCAGGAGGUGCCAAGGGCGAGGCCACCCGUCCGGCAGAUGAGGCGGGAGCAGACGUGGAGACGUGGUCGGCGCCGGACCACCAGGAACCAAUGCAGAUGCGGUCGGCGCCGGACCGCCAGGAACCGAUGCAGAUGCGGUCGGCGCCGGACCGCCAGGAACCGAUGCAGAUGCGGUUGGCGCCGGACCGCCAGGAACCGAUGCAGAUGCGGUCGGCGCCGGACCGCCAGGAGCCGAUCCUGGAGGCCGGCAGGGGCUGCAACAGACGCUGCGGCAGGAGCGACCCCCCCUGGGGAUCGUCGGGAGCUGCAGCAGGAGUUGCGACCGGCGCGACCUCCUCCUGGAGGUCCGCAGGGGCUGCAGCGGGCGCGACCUCCUCCUGGAAGUCCGCAGGAGCUGCAGCGGGCGCGACCUCCUCCUGGAAGUCCGCAGGAGCUGCAGCGGGCGCGACCUCCUCCUGGAGGUCCGCAGGGACUGCAGCCGGCGCGACCUCCUCCUGGAGGUCCGCAGGGACUGCAGCUGGCGCGACCUCCUCCUGGAGGCCCGCAGGGACUGCAGCUGGCGCGACCUCCUCCUGGAGGCCCGCAGGUACUGCAGCUGGCGCGACCUCCUCCUGGAGGUCCGCAGGGACUGCAGCUGGCGCAACCUCCUCCUGGAGGUCCGCGUGGACCGCGGCAGCCACUCCAGCCGGCGCGACCUCCUCCUGGAGGUCGGCGGGAACCGCGGCAGCAACUCCAGCCGGCGCGACCUCCUCCUGGAGGUCGGCGGGAACCGCGGCAGCAACUCCAGCCGGCGCGACCCCCUCCUGGAGGUCGGCGGGAACCGCGGCAACAACUCCAGCCGGCGCGACCCCCUCCUGGAGGUCGGCGGGAACCGCGGCAACAACUCCGAGGCUGACAGGAACGGGGGCUAGGACGACCUCUACGUGGCCGACAGAGACAGGGACUGGACUGGUCGCUACAGGACCGACAGGGACAGGAACUGGGACGGCCGCAACAUGGCCGACAGGGACGGCCGCAACAUGGCCGACAGGGACGGCCGCAACAUGGCCGACAGGAACAGGGACAGGAACGGCAUCCUCACCAGAGCCGGCGGCGCCGCUCUCAGGCUCCUCACUAGAGCCGGCGGCGCCGCUCUCAGGCUCCUCUCUAGAGGCGGCGGCGCCGCUCUCAGGCUCCUCUCUAGAGCCGGCGGCGCUGCUCUCAGGCUCCUCACUAGAGCCGGCGGCGCCUGAAACGGCGUCUACUCUGGAGCCGGUUUGGCUGCUUGCAGCCGCCGAGCUCGACGGAGCAGACGUCGGGCCUGAUCGGGUGUGCAUAGCACUUGUUCGGCGAGUGGUGAUCUCUGGCUGGGACAAAACCUGCGCGUGACUGGACUGGACUGGGACAGGAAUGUGACUGAACUGGACUGGGUCAGGAAUGUGACUGAACUGGACUGGGACAGGAACGUGACUGAACUGGACUGGGACAGGACUCGACUGGGCUGGAACGUGGACUGGGCUCGACUGGACUGGAACGUGGACUGGGCUCGACUGGACUGGAACGUGGACUGGGUUCGACUGGACUGGAACCUGAGCUGGACCCGACUGGACUGGAACCUGAGCUGGACCCGACUGGACUGGAGACUGAACAGCGCGCGGCUGGACUGGAGACUGAACAGCGCGCGGCUGGACUGGAGACUGAGCAUGGCUUGACUGACCUGACUGAGGUGCAGGAUCUGGUGUGGCUGCUGACCGCAGACCUGGGAGUUGCAGAACCUCGCGCAGGACAGGUUCCCUCAGGACGAGAGCGGCAGCCUCCUCAAACAAUUGUUCUCUCGUGCCCUGGUCUGCUGCCGACUUGGCGGUGUUCAUGAGGUGGGCGAAGAGGAACGUAACCGGAGGAGAACAGUGGAGGUGGAUCUGCCGUGCGACGCCAUCUGGGAUGCCUGCUAUAAACGGAACACAGUCAGUCGGAAAACCAAGGGACUCUUCCGCCGGAGAAGAGGGCUGCUCGGUCCCCGCGACCGAGAUCUCGGGACCCGGGGUUCUGGAACCGCGCCGUCGCCGACGUCAUCCGGAGCGGCUGCGACUGUCCGUCGUUUGAGAUGCUGGGAGUGGCGGGGGCCGGAUCUCUGUACCGGGGUCCGCGUGGUGAACCGAGCCGGCGGCGUCUGGAGCUUGGGCUGGAGCCGCCGGCGCGGCGACGGAAACGGAAACCGCCGGAGCGGCGACAGGAAAGGGAACCGCCGGAGCGGCGACAGGAACGGGAACCGCCGGAGCGGCGACAGGAACGGGAACCGCCGGAGCGGCGACAGGAACGGGAACCGCCGGAGCGGCGACGGAGGCGCGGCCAGGCGAUACGCGCAGAGCGCGUAUCAAGUCCCUCCGCGUUAGUCGGAGUCCAUCGAAAUACGCUUGCACUCCGGGGUACUCACGCCACCAGUAUUCGUCCUCCAGUAUCUCGAUGACCAGUUCUACCACGGAGAGCCGAACCUGGGGGCUGGGUGCUUCCGCAUAUUUCCUGGCUAAGCCCUGGAGAUCGCUACGGAUGUCCUCCGGUAAACUUAGGCAAACGAGAUCCAUUGCUCCGGUGAGCGGCUUGUACACGGAGCCGAACAGAGAGGGAAAAAAAGUGAAGGGUGAAGGCUGCGCGCUGGCUGGGUCCAAGUCUGGCCAGAUCGUUCUGUCACGAACGGCAAAUAAAGGACCCAAAUGCACAGCGCCAGGACACGAUGCGUACGGUGUAAAAGGGUGGGUUUAUUCCAGAAACGAAGUCCAGUUCAAGCAGGGUCAUACACGGGCGAUCAGGUGUGGUUACAACAGGAUCAGGUCGAGGCAGCGUCAGGGACAGACAAGGUCAUACACGAAGGGUCAGUACAAUACCAAACGUCAGGCGUUGAAUCGUGGUCAGGCAGGCAACAAGGUCGGCAACAUGCAGGGCAGGUAAUCACGGCAGACAAGACAGACGGGUACUAGGCAGGCUCAGAGUCAACGGUCGGAAACAGGGUACACGCUAUAUGACAGGACUGGAUAACGAAACAGAAAAUGGCGGUAACAUGCAACGAUCUGGCAAAGUGUUCUGGGACUGAUGGUGCUUGAGUAUACUGUGGGUGAUUACUAAUACGGAGCAGGUGUGACUAAUGAGAACCGGAAGUAAAGCUGGAACCAAAACAGAAACCAGGAGAGUACCAAAAUAAAGACAGGAAGUGGAAACUGGAACCCAAAACAUGAUGAUAAGACAGAGCAACAAAGUGCCUUCAAAAUAAAAUUAAAAACAGAGCCAGAACCUGACACCAAUGAACAGAACAUUUGGGGUGUAGGUAAUGACAUAACAUAUGGGUAAUAUUGUAAUGACAUAACAUAUGGGUAAUAUUUAACCCAGUUAUAUAGUUAAUUUUGACUCAUCAGAUGGGUCAAAUAAAACAACCCAGUCUAUAGGUCAUAUUUAACAAAACAAUAGGGUUAAUUUGACUCAUCAGGUUGGGUUGAAUAAAAUAACCCAAUGUAUAGAUAAUAAUUAACCUAAUGGUUGGGUUAAUUUGACUCACUAAGUUGGGUCACAAAAACAACCCAGCAUGCUGAGGUAAAAUAGUGUAACCCAGCACUUGGCUCAAAACAACCCAACGUGUGUUCUGUCCAAUAGUGACCCAGCAGCUGGGUUAUGGUUGAGUUAUAUUUUUACUCCCGCACUUUUUAGGGUGUAGCCCUGUGAUGCACUGGCAAGCUGUCUAGGAUGGUGAAUGGAUAACUAGACUCUAGUGUCCUCAAAACAUUACAAGACCUGAGGUGGCCAUCUAUCUAAACGAUUACUCACAAGAACAUAUAUUAAUAUAAAUCUGAGCCAAAAUGUGGGGACAAAAGACCCAGCGUGAUCUCUUUCAUUUCUCUCUUUUCCUCUGAUGGUCUUCUCAGAUCUUAAACUUUUUUUUUAUUGAUCUGUUACAGGGAGGAUCAACCACUCCACCCUCAUUUGUCCAGGUGCCAGGUUCUCACAUGCUGCCCAGCUAUUAUGGCAUGAGACGCCCAUUCAUCUCUGACUCAGACUUCUGUCCAUCCACCAAGCAGUUUUCCCCUGAUGUCUACUCCUCUGCCCUUGGGGGUAAAGCUCUGGGCUGUGAACCCUCUAGCAUGAGUAGUUACUCCUCUCUAAUUGACAGCUAUUACCCAGAGACCUUUGGCGAUUACCGCAGUGCUGCCGCCUUCUCCAGUUCCGGGGGAUCCUUCCUUCCCUCGACUGCUCUCUCAUCUCUGCUGCCUCCUUUUGGUGUUGAGUCUUCACAUUCAUUUCUGAGAGACUCGUGGGACCAGACAGCUUCAGAACCAGUGCCCCAGGUGGAGGCUCUCUGUCCUGACAGUUUGGCUUCUAUCCCAUCCUCUAUGCCCAGCCCGGAGCCCCCAGCCAGCCCAUCACAGUACCGAGCCCCCAGCAGAUGUUCGUCCAGCAUCCAGGCCUACACCCUGCACCCACUGGAGGAGGCCCACUACCACUCCCUAACGACCAACAGCUCCUACUCUGUCCCCUCCUCCUCCUUCCCCUGUCCUCCUUACAUGAGCAGCUCCAUCGGCGACCUGGUGACCAAAAUGGUGACAGAUGAGGCUGAUAGUCACAGUAGCCUCCCGCCCAGCACUGAGGCUCAUACCUCCUGGGCUAAGGAGGAUGGGGUGGGCUCCUGGUCAACCUAUGAAAUCAGGAGGGCGUACUGACUACACAAUGGUCCUCAGACUUUAGAAGAAGAUUUCACUGGAACAUGUUUUGUUAAUAGGACAAUUUCAAUGCAUUUCCAAAGUACCAUAUUAUCAUACCCAUGCCAAUGUCUUGCUUACUUAUUUGUAAAUAUUUUUGUUUGAUUGGAAUUAAAAAUGAAUUUAAACUAUGGGAAAAAGGCUGAACAUGGCACAUAAUCAAAGUCAUUAAAUCAAUUAAAUUAUUUUUCAUUGAAAAAGUUUUUCUUAUUGUACAUUAUGUGUGUGCUGUAUAAAUUAUAGUGUAGAAUAAACUUAGUGUAAGUCA